AUGAAUAUAUUCAAUUUUAUAUUGCUAUUCUACAAUGGUGAAAAGAGGGAAUUUUUUCCUGAGGAGAUUUCAUCCAUGGCUCUUAUGAAACUCAAAGAUGUUGCAGAAGCAUACCUAGGUGAUACAGUGAUAGAUGCAGUCAUCACUGUGCCAGCUUAUUUUGAUGAUUCACAACGUCGAGCCACAAAGGAUGCAGGAUAUGUUGCUGGACUUAAUGUUCUUCAAAUAAUCAAUGAACCUACCUCAGCUGCAAUCGCUUAUGGGUUUGACAUGACUACAAAUAUAACUCGUUGA
This is a messenger RNA of Lactuca saligna, 294 nucleotides long. Lineage: Eukaryota; Viridiplantae; Streptophyta; Magnoliopsida; Asterales; Asteraceae. The record is from the annotation of a GenBank genome assembly.